This is a messenger RNA of Amphiprion ocellaris (clown anemonefish), 4648 nucleotides long. It is a transcript of the gene eve1, whose product is annotated as even-skipped-like1. Gene Ontology annotation, cellular component: nucleus. Lineage: Eukaryota; Metazoa; Chordata; Actinopteri; Pomacentridae. Gene Ontology annotation, molecular function: RNA polymerase II cis-regulatory region sequence-specific DNA binding; DNA-binding transcription factor activity, RNA polymerase II-specific. The record is from RefSeq and is a predicted model, not a curated record. Gene Ontology annotation, biological process: regulation of transcription by RNA polymerase II. The transcript has 3 exons. The coding region runs from base 223 to 945 and encodes 240 amino acids.
UGUGUGUGUGUGUGUGUGUGUGUGUGUGCGUGUGUGUGCGUCAUGGAGAUAAGUUUGUACCGGGCUGCAGGCAGCAUCUUCACCGGGCCUCUGUAGAGCUCAGCAGCCUGGUAGCACCACCGAGGGGGAUAGAAACACUGAAGGAGGAACUUUUUAUUUAUGUUUCAUAAUUUUAUUUAUUUAUUUUAAACCUUUGGAGGCCACGAACACAGAGACAACCUGAUGCUGGCGGACGGCAGACAGACGCCGGUGGCGGCCGCCCCCGUCGUGCACGGUCCCGGCGGCGAGGAGCAGCAGCAGCAGGGCUCGUGCCCGCGCAGCGCUCUGCUCGACCAGAGCCGGCGGCACCGGACCGCGUUCACGCGCGAGCAGCUGUCCCGUCUGGAGCAGGAGUACGGAAAGGAGAGCUACGUGUCCAGACCCCGGCGCUGCGAGCUGGCGGCGGCGCUCAACCUACCGGAGACCACCAUCAAAGUUUGGUUCCAGAACAGGAGGAUGAAGGACAAACGCCAGAGACACUCCAUCGCGUGGCCUCAUCCUCUCGUCGACCCCCUCGGAGCUCUCCUGAUGGGCCGAGCCUCUCCUUCCUCCACCAUGCCGUACCCCUUCAUCCCGCCCCACCUGCCCCUCCACCACUACUCCCCCCUGGCUCUCUCCUCCACGCCAUCCUCACCUCACAGUCCUUACAGUCCACCCAUGAGGCCCCUGGAUGCCCUCCGCCUGUCCCAGUACCACAGCAGACCCGGGGGGCUGCCUCCAACAGCAGCGGUCCUUUACCCCUCCUCCAGCCUCAUGCACCACUCUGCUUCAUGCCCCUGCCCCCUCUGCCUGCACUGGGGACCAGAACAGCUGCUCAAAGCCAGAGGGGAGGCGAUGGGGCUGAGCCGGCCCCGUAGUCCGAAGGUCCAUCCUCCUGGUCUGGAGAGGAGGGAAGAGGUGGUGUAAAACCCGAUGACAGCAGGCAGUGUGCUCGCUGAGAUCUACAUUAAUGGAAAAUACACAGAGGAGAUGACAAAGUGCAGCAGACCACAGAGUUUCAUUUGCUCCAGUGUAACUCUUAACAUCAGAUGAAACUCACUAACUCCUAGAAACAGGAGCUGAAAAAAUCUUCUCUAAAACUAUCGUCACAUGAGGCUGCUGACAAAUAUUUUUAUUUUAUUAACUUCAGUUUUUUAGUCUGAGCACAGACCUUCUAUUGAGUAUCAUCCCCUUCACUAUCUCUGUGGAAACCUGCAAAACUCAGUUUAAUCUGAGGUGCACUGACAUCCUUAACAUAUGGGCUAAAAUCAUGAAAACUCUUGUCUUUAUUCUAAGGAAUAUGACCUCUGUACUGUUUGCACAGCUUAGCUUCUCAACAAGAGGUUCUUCUUUUCAAUCUUCCUCCAGUUUCUCAUUUUUUCUCCAGCAUACCUUCUGCAGAAAGUCCUUUUGUAUUACUGUUGCCUUGGAAAGGAGAAUUUCUCUGAAAAAAUCUGAACUGAAUUGAAAAAUUACCCCACAUUGGACCAUUUAGGAAGGGGUUUGGGUGAACUGAAGUCACCUCAGAGCUCCACCUGUUAGAUGCCCCGUUGUUUUCAGAUUUUAAAAUGUAGGUUAAAUGUUGCAUUCUUGUUUACCCCUUCGUUUACAUAUUUUGCACUCAGCUUCAUGAACAUUUAUCCUAAUAGCAUAUGCGUCCUCCUGGGGAACUCAAAAUGCAAAUUUUACAUUCAAUGAAACAUUAUAUAUGAAGCUAUUAAAGUUGAGACAGUUUUAAGAUAUCAAAACUUGGAGAAAAAAAGUGGAACAAAUUACUAUUUCAACUCCACUGCCAGACAGAAACGAUAUUGGAAGAUUAUUUUUGUUUUUUUUAGAUUUUUAUUGUUUAUUUUUUUCUGCAAUAUCUGCACCUAGCAUUACAGUAUUGUUUAGAUUAUCAUGGAUGUAGUGAAACAAAAACACUGUGCAGACUGGGAUACAGAAACAUGACUAAGGAUUAGUUAAUGUGGAAAGACUGACUAAAGUUAUAAUUUAAAAAGGCAAAUUAUUAUUAUUUUUUUUUUUUAUAUUCAAAAGAUUUAUGAGCCAUCAAGGUAAAAACUGUUUAAUUGUUAAUUCUCAACUAAUAGCAGCAAAUGGUUGCAGGUCUACAUCGAAAAGUUAUUGCAGAAUUUCAGCAGAGUUUCAGUCCGAGUUAUUCAGACCAACCAAAGUUGAGAUACUCAGACUUUUUAAAAACUAGCUGAGUCCAGCUGAAGAACACUGGAUCCUACAAUUCCCAUAAUGCAGUUGCAAAACUUCCUGAACUAGAUCCACAUCUGUGAAACUCUUUGAAGCACCGUGUAUGACAGGCAUUUUAAAAAAAUAUAAUAUUAGACUUGGGAUUCAUCCUUCCAGGUUUUUCCUUUUAAUGAUGACAUAAGAUUUAAUAUAAAAAUCAAUGAAGGGUCGUUUGGCUGAAGUUUGACAGUCAGAUGCUCCUCAUUUUCCACUCUUCUACACAGACGGCGCACUAUAUACUGACAGAAUUCCAUAAUGCUGCAUACUUUAUUGGCUUAUUUACUUACAUUAUUACAUUUUGGAAGAAUUAACUUUGCUUCAGGACAUUUUAAACAUUUUUCAGUGUGUUUCCUUAAAGGGAAACUUUCUGUCCUCAUCCCCUUUUCUGAUUCACCUCCUACUAUUCCAUCUCCAUAUUUAUAUCUAGUGGUCGGUUCUUCAGAAUAACUGACGUUUCUGCACUUUGAUGUAAACCAAGUGGCUUCUAAAUGCUCCAGUUUGUCAGUUUCAGCUACAGAUGUUGUUCUCUGGGAUUCUUUUGGUCUUUUUCCUAACCAGGGAUGUUUUCAGCAACUCCCUCUGGAUAGAGACUCAAACAGGAUAGAGCCAUAAUGAGUAUGCACAUGGUACUAACAUGAUUCAGAUUUAGGUUAGGUGAAGAAAAAAAGGGAUAAAGACAGAGAAAAAACACUCAAAGGGACAUGCUGCAGCCUGUAGAAACAAGAGAUUUUAUUGUACAUAUUAUAGUUCUGAGAGUUGGUUUGUUCUCUGCUGUAAGAAUAAUAACUACUGUUUUUAUUUAUUUGUAGAACCAUGAAGUUUUAAGUAGCGUUCAUUGACAGGUUUGGUUAUAGGGUGAGGAGAGUAGAGUCAUAGCUGUUUACAUUUGAUUCAGGAACACAUAAAACUCCUAAUUAGAAUCAGAAACUCAAGGCCAAGAAUCACGCUGUAGGUCAGAGUUUCAGUCCUGCUGAUGUUAGAACACAUCUAUUGACAAGACUGAGAACACAAAGUGAGAUAAAACAAUGUUGUGUGAAAUCAAAGACUACAUCUUCUUAAAGAUAUUAGUUCCAUCCUUUUGUGAAGCGUCCUAAUUUGUUUUUUCUUGUGAAAGUGAGACACAAACAUGGAUAAUAAUCUCAUGUGUGCUAUGUAGAGUCAGGAAGGACAUCAUUAGUCUGGAAGCAAAGAGGAACAAAUAGAACCAGCAUACAAAUAUCAGUCUGAAAUUUUUAAUUAGUGCUUUUAAAAUUAAUUAAAUAAUGGAACUAUGUGUUGAGGAACAGCAGGUUUAUCUGUCAGUCCUUCUGUGCAACCAGGAAACCUCUCAGUGAGUCACCAAGCUGUUAGGUCAGUCUGGGGUCACUUAGAAAUGUCCUUAUUUUUGAAAGAAAAGCAUUUUUUUCAACAAAAAUAACAUUAAACGAAUCAUAAAUCCAGACUAGACAUUAUUAAUGUGGUAAAUGACUAUUGUAGAUGGAAACGGCUGAUUUUUAAUGGAAUAUCUCCAUAGGGGUACAGAGGAACAUUUCCAGCAACCAUCACUCCUGUGUUCUAAUGCUACAUUGUGUUAGCUAAUGGUGUUGAAAGGCUCAUUGAUGGUUAGAAAACCCUUGUGCAGUUAUGUUAGCACAUGGAGAAAAGUGUGAGUUUUCAUGGAAAACAUGGAAUUGUCUGGAUGACCCCAAACGUUUGAACGGUAGUGUAUUUCCAGAACUUAACUCCCUCUCAAACCAGACAUUGUGACCUCUCACUAUUCUAUUUGUGUAUUGAUUCAACAUCAUUACAGACUUCCUGGUUGUUGGAUUUUAGUUGGAGUAAAGACAUUCUAACCUCCAGCUCUGCAUGUGACACUAACAUAUGAGACUGAUGUGUAUCUUCUGAUCUUGGUCACUGAAAGAACAUAAUGUGUGGCACAAUAGUUCUUAACUUGAGGUAAUGAGGUCUGAGAUGUUUCCUGAUUUCCUGAUGAGACUGAAUAUUUCAUACUGAACAAGGUUUGAAUUAAUGUGUCCAUAAGGUGUUUUUAAGUCUCUGACCUUUGCUCACACAUCACAUUGGUUGUUCAGUGAUGCAAUGUUAACUUUCACAGCCAUAAACCUCCACACAGAAGCCUUCUUUGUCUUGCUGCUGACACCACACCCACAGCCAAGGACAGGCAAUUUAAAAGGAGUUUUCACUUCUCCACAUGGCCGUCUCAUCGAUUUGUCAGCAUUUCAAGAGUUUUGCUCCAAUAUUUAAUGUCAUUUCUUGAAUGGACACCAUUUGCACUCGCACUACCAGGAGAAGGAGGAGGAUGUUUUACUGUCAGGACAUGUGAAGGAAUGAGCUGUACGAACUGUCACUUUUUUAAAAGAUGUUAAACUAAUUAAUAAAAGAGUCAACACAG